AUGCUCUUUGCGCCGGACCGCGCACUGCUGCGACCGCAGUUUGAGGCGUAUCGCCUCGUGCCGGGCGAUGUGCCGAAGCAACAUACGUUUGCUUUGCCGACCAAGGCAGCGGCCCCAGGCAACGAUGCAUCGCUGGGGUACAAAGAGCUAAAGGCCCGUGCGAUGCACGGCGCACUGACGAUCGUGCCGGGCGACCGCGCGGUGUGUGCGUACGUCGACGCGGAGGGGUACGUGACACUCGCGGCGCUCGACGAUGCGCUCAAGGUAGAGCGCGUGCACCGUGUGCAGAGCACGCAGUCCGCGUCGAUCCUCGCAGUCGACGCACAGACCGUGGCGGUGUGCGACGGGCCGGUGCUGAGCCUAUUGACGCUCUCUGCGGACUCGCUCGAGGCGCGCGUGCACACGCAUCCUCUUCCGGAAUUGCCUGUGCCUGAAAGCGAGACGGCGCUGCCGUGGCGCAUCGUAGCAGCCGCCGACCAGCACGUCUUGCUGGAACGUGCACGCCGCGCCUCGAAAAGCGGCCCUGUGCACGCAGGCCUCGGCGCGUCGUCGGGUGCGGGGCAUCAUACGCAGACGCAGACAUCGUUUGAUGUCGCACUUGUGCGCUACGACACGUCUGUGCACCUCGUCUGGCACUUGACGGGAGACGAGCCGGUGAGUGCGGCGCUUAUCGGCGAGACGACGCUGCUUGGGGCAGAAGCGCCGUUUGGCGCAUCUGCCCCGCCGCCUGCAGCUCCUGCGCCUGCUUCCAAACCCGGAAAGACGCCGCCUUAUUCGUGGACACAGACGGACGACACUGUGACGGUCGCGUUUGCGCUGCCCGCGACGCUCACCAAGCACGAAAUCCGUGUGCACUUUUCGCGCAAAGGCGCGAGCAUCGGCCUGGCCUUGCGCGAGGCACACAUCACUGAACUGGGCGAAGAGCCGGCGCAUGCCGAUACCGAGGCAGCACUCCGCCAAGGAACCUACGAAUCGCGGGCGCUAUGGGGCGAGAUUGACGUCGCUACAAGUCUCUGGACGUGGGAACAUGUACAGACGCGCACGGCCGGCGAGACGCACGUCACGGGCCUCCUUACGCUGCAUAUCGCCAAGGCGCACGAAGGAACGCGGUGGUCAAGCGUGUUUGAGGGCGACGACAGCGUCAGCGAGACGCUCGAUCCCAGCGAGCUCCUUACAAUGCUCGAAGGACUCGAAAAGUAUACCGAGAACCCCGGCGCAGGCACCUCGAGCCUCUUGCAGGAUGGACUCGAAGAGGAGGACGAACUGGCCGGCACGCGCCUCGUAUUUACUGCAGUGCACGCCGACGGCACCACGUCGCAGAGCGCGCCGGCGGAUGCGGGCAUGCUCCUUGCGCGUACUGCGCCGUCCAACGUCCCCGACGCACGCCUCUUGCUCAAGUACGAUGUCGACGGCCUGCUGUUUGCCCCUCCGAAACCCUUGGCCCUCGCGCCGUGGGAGCAUACCGAGACUGCCCCGGCAAUUAGCUAUGUCCUCGCGUCAAAGCGCGACGCACAUCCUGUCUAUGUGCACCGCGCGCCGGGCGCAGCCUCUUCGACCGUCCUGGCAAUUGAGCCGCGCAUGGGAGGCUCGCGUGCCUCGCUCACACACAACGUGUUUGUAUACCGCGCCGCUCCCAAUGCCAACCAACCGGCCCCGUACUGGGCGCAGGCGUCGUGUCGGCUAGCGGCGCAUCUCGUCUAA
Malassezia japonica is the source of this 1701-nucleotide messenger RNA. RefSeq lists its product as uncharacterized. The transcript has 2 exons. The record is from RefSeq and is a predicted model, not a curated record. NCBI's taxonomy places the organism in Eukaryota, Fungi, Basidiomycota, Malasseziomycetes, Malasseziales, Malasseziaceae. Bases 1 to 1701 code for a protein of 566 amino acids.